This is a messenger RNA of Babesia bigemina, 5913 nucleotides long. RefSeq lists its product as hypothetical. Lineage: Eukaryota; Apicomplexa; Aconoidasida; Piroplasmida; Babesiidae. The transcript has a single exon. The record is from RefSeq and is a predicted model, not a curated record. Bases 1 to 5913 code for a protein of 1970 amino acids.
AUGUCGCCCUUAACUUCCCUUCUGACUGAGUCCAUCGACUGGUUGAUCCAGGUUAGGUAUGGGAAUGGUGAAGGUGACAAUGGUCUUACCAAGUUGUCUCAAGCUUUGAAAAAGUUGAUUGAGGAGGCUAUUAGUAACGCUACUAACUCCCUUGAAACCGAAAAAUCUAAGCUUUCUUGCCCCUUCAAAUACUCUGAUAAGGAGACUAAUUGUCAGUACUACGAGAAGCAGAUUAGUGAUUCUAAAAAACGUCAAAAACCUGGAGACUCCAAUGAAAAUAACGCUAAAAAUUACAAUGUAGAUUUCCUUGAAAAAUGUCUCGAAGAUUGUAAAAAACAGCACGGCAAAUAUCCUGAGAACCCUGCCAUGAAGGACAUCCAGUCCAAGUUGGAGCAGGUUAAAAAGCUUGAAGAGAGUCUUACUGGAUUGACUGAAAAUGACAAUUGCAAAAAUCUUUUAACAAAUCUUUGCACCGGCCUCGAAAAAUUCCUCGGCUUCAACUCUGAGUCCAAAGGCUACGACGGUACUGGGAUUGUGUACUCUGACCUGGAUAGGCUGUGUGACGGGGUGAUGGCGUUUUUGAGUGGUGUGCUCAGUAACAUCAAAGACCAUUUAGGGCAGCAUAAAGAUACUUUAAAUGAUGCAAUAAGCAUACUUAACACCAAUAAACACGGCGGUAAAAAAGGUUUUAAUGCUGCGAUUGGAAGUGUGGUCGCAGGGGUGGGGAGGUAUAAUGCUAAUGUAAAGUCUUCUAAUGAAGCAGUGAUUGAGCCGCUUAAAAAACUUCUCGACUACACCAAGAAAAAUGGAGGUGAGUUGAUUGCUAGCAUUAAUAAGAUUCAGGUUGACAAACAUGAUCUGGAUCCACAACUGGCCGACGCCGCUAGGUCCUUCGGCGACCGGCUGAAGGAGGCCACAGAGAGGAGCAAGAGGUGCGCGGAAUUUCUGGACCCCAAGGCAAAUAACAACACUAAGAUGAAAAAAAACAUUUAUGACCUUAAUGAUAAGUUGCGUGACAAAGUGUUGCAUGUUCGUAAGCUUGUUGAGUACGAGAGCCAGCGGCUGGCCAGCGUGCACAAGCGGAAAGACGCUGAGUUGAAGGAGACGACGGAGAAGAUUAGGACAAGUUUUCGCAAUCUCAAGAGCUGCAUAAACAAGCAGGUGGGUGACGAUAUAGAUAAGCUUGUUAAGGGUUUGAAAUUGAGGGUGCAGAAAAUUUUAGACAAACUCAAGCAGAUUAGCAGCGACUUGGAAAAAUAUAUCAACGAAUUGGCGCAAUGGAUUACCAAAGUGGAAAGUUUUAUUGGUGUAGAAAUGCAGAAAGACAUGAAUACAAUAAUGGGAGAGAUGGACGAAAAGGAUUCGUAUAAGAAACCGUAUGAAAUCAAUCAGGCAGCCGGCCAUAUCAAUACAGAAGCCGGAGUGCUCCACGGUGCCGGGCAGAAUGCUAUUAACGCUGUGCAGGAGAAAGUGAAGGAGGCGCUUACGCAGGUGAAAGAAAUGGAUAGCGAGCUGAAAAAGGAUUUGUAUAAGGUGAGGGAAGCGAUAGAUGGGCAAUUAGGAAAAAUUAAAGAUGCGAUUGGAUAUCUCUACAAUAAGGUCACUCGAACACCGGGGCCAGUGGAUGAGAAUAAGACUAUUGAGGAAAUCAUGAAACACAUAAAAAAAGAAGUUGAUUUCAUUAAGAAGAUGGUUGGGAGUGAAAUGGAGGCGAAUAAAAAUGAUUCUGGAAGUGUGGACAAUAAUUGGGAUGCGCUUAAAAAGAAGGUUAUGGAUCGCCUUGGUGAGAUAUAUGAUCAGACUGGAGGUGAUGGAAAGUUAAAUCAUCUUGGUAAUAUUGUUAAAGGUGUUACGACGUAUACCGCAUCGUUUGGAGAAGGAGAAAGGGGAUUUAAAAAAAUAAUUGCUGAGUGGUUGGAGGAGAUACUUGGGACGGAACCCGUAAAAGGAUGGAUCGAAAAAUAUGCAGAUGACAAUAAGAGUAAAGGUCAUUUUAAUGGCCAUUUCAAAACCCAGGGCGUUUGGAAAUUGCGUGCCGAAGUUACUAGGAUGAUUAAAGCAAAAAUUAAAGAAUCAAUUGAGACGAUCAGUUACACCGUUAAACCAGGCACCAAGACUACUGUUCACGACAAUUUGUCAGACAUUCGAACGUGCCUCACAGAGUUCUCUAGCGCUGUUGUACGUAUAGAUAAAUCAAUAAUACAAGAAAUUGAGAAUUAUGUCAGACUUGAUAAUAACUUCGUAGCGUGGGCCGAUCAGGGAAGUAUACAUCAGAAAUAUCAUCUCGAUUUUGCAGUUCGUGCCACACUUUCAACUCUCGCGUCUAUUGCCAAGCAACUAUAUGAGCAACUGGAAAAUUUCACCGAUGACGGCAAAAUCACUCUGGGCACUAGACUCAAGGCAGCCAUGACUAGUGCCACCCAAAUCGGAGGAGAGAUUAAAACUGACGGCAAAACUCUAGGUGCCAAAAUUCAAAAAGCGCUCGACAGCGCGAAAAGCACAAUUAAGAAGCUUCAUGAAAAUUUUGACCAGGUGUUCGAAAGCAGCUCGGACGGCGGGCCGGAUUUCGCCCAAGCCGUGGACACCGCGAUCACGGGGGUGACUGAAGAGCUUGGUAAGCAACUACCGACGACUCUUGGUGAAAGUAAAGUUAACAUUCAGACAACCGAUGAAGCUGUUUUCCAACAAUAUAAAAAACAAAUUGACCAAGAAACCCUAGCAACAUACGACCUGAAUCCAGAAAACUUAAAAGGCGCCCUACCACAGAAGAUCACGGACAUCAAAACGCAGGUGCAAAAUGAAUUGUCCGGAAUUGACGGUGCUAAAGAGGCGAUAGUUCACUACGCCGAUGUGAUAACCGAUAGGUUCCAAAAACUGUGCGCGGCAGUCAACAAGGCUUGCGAAAGCCUCAAUUCGCAUCUGCAGUUUUUAAAAAAUACGUAUUUCGAGGAGUCUAAGCGUGAUUACAAGGAUGCCCGAAACAGCAUAAAACGAAUCAAACAUCAGCUCAUCACGCUGAAAGAUGAAAAUCUGAAGAACGCCAUAACAGAGGCCACCUACUUCCUCACCAGCGCCGAUCCAACAGCCCAGGCCACAAUCACGUCAAUCAGAGGCGUAGUAAGCUCCAACGUCGAAGAAGCCCAGAACACUCUCAUCACUCAAGUCAACAAGAACUACGUCACGUCAGUGAAAGAGAUCCUGACAGAGUUCGCCGUCGCGGUUGAGAAUCAGUUGGACAAUCUUCCACACGCCAUUAAUAACGAUCUGACUACGGGUCACAAGGGCUUUAUGAUGAACAUGGAAACUAAAUUUAUCACGACAGUGAAACCAAUGGGAAGCAUUCCGGACGAGCCAUCCUCUGAAGCAGAGUCCCCGCUGAGGAAGGGGACAAAUAUAUUAAAAACCGCAUUCAGGAGCUUCCUCGACGCGUUAAAAACGCAAUCGGGUUUCCCUUCCGACUUCCAAAAAAUUAAGGCUUCGGAUGCGGCUCUGACCAAUCUGCUUACUACACUCGCUGCUUCACGACACUUCGAUGACAAAUUCAGUACCAAUCUUGACGCCCUUGAUAAUGCAGUCACUGCCUUCAAGCCCUCUACCUACGGCGCAGCCAAGUGCCCCUUGCUCCUCAAUGCCCUGAAGAAGGGCAUGUCAUCCCUAAUCGAGGAACUUCAAAAAUCGUACAUAUCAACAUACUCGCAGAUGACUAUUGAUUGGCAAACCGCCACAGCUGAGGAGCAAGACAAGUACGCGAAAAUAUGCUGCACCAUUGCGCCCAUCUUAUUAACCAGGCUAAAGGAGCUCAAAACAGAGCUUGAGAAGAAAGACCAAAAAUGGAAAGAUUAUAACAUGUAUAAUUCCGCGCGGCCGACCAAGAGCCUUUGUCAUUUAUUCUUCCGAGAUAACGGGUAUGAUGUCGGCGGUUCCCCUGAGAGCCCACAUGGCGAGCUGAAUCAUAGGGACGACUGCAAGGGUGGCCGUAUUCUCAGUCAUCUCACGGUCGGUGAACAUAGGUUGUUCGUUGCUAACCAGCCAUCCGACGACUUAUCCACCGUAGUUGGCAAAGAUGGAUUUACAGUGGAAGUCGUCGACAACAGCGGCUUGAUGGACAAUCUUAAUUCGUAUCUACAAUUGUACUUCGAGACGUGCCACCUCACGAUUAGGCCUAAGCCACGGCAUCCAUGCAGCGUUUACGAGAUGUCAAUCUGGUUGUGCGGUCUUCAAUUUAAUCCAGUUUUCCAGCCACUCUUGGAUCACAUUAGAACGCUAUUCCUUGUACCCGAGAAGAACGACCCGUCGAUUAAAAACGUAAAACCGAUUGAAGCGUCGCCUUCGGAUAUUACUGAUGCUGAGACGGUGGACGCAGUAGAACGUGUUUGCUCCGACGCAUAUGCUGUCAUCAUUACCAUCCUCGGACACGGCCACGGUGAAGGUGUAUACGCCUGCGACUACUCUUCAAACGCGUUCAAUUUAUACUACCCGUCCGUUCCAUCGCAAUGUCUAGAUAUGCUUGCUGACAUAUUAUACCGUAUUCAGUCCCAGCUGUAUUUCUUGUUCGUUCAGUGCUCACGCACUUACAGAGCCGUCUCAUGGCGCGACUGCUGGUACGGGCAGGGCGUAGGCGGAUCCGGUUGGAAUUGUAACACCAAGCAGUGCCCUAACCAAAACUGUCCCCAACUGGCUGACCAAAACGCUGGCCAACAUACUGAGUGCGGCCUUAAGUCACCGCUUCAAUCCUUCUUAGAGGAUGGCCUUCCCGGGUUCAUGCCGCACCCACUCACGAAGGUUGGCUGUGGCGUACAGUGUUCCGUGAACCAUCAUAAAGGUAUUCCCUGUAAGACGCCGAUGGGAUUCGCAGGCAUUAGCACCGUGGCCUCAGUCAGUCACACGGGCGCUUAUCUCGAGGAGGUGCUUAGCGAUUUCUGUGGCCACCCGGAUAGUCCACUUAAUAAGCUUUGUGGCUACUUCACGUGUAUGUUUCCUAGGCCGCCUCAAGCACUUGGUGAUAUGUUUGCAUUCUAUUACAACUUCCUUGAUGGGUGGUAUGAUGACAAGGGCAUGGAAGGUCAGAAGCACAGGAAGAACGCAUUUGAUGAGGCUGUCAAUAAGGCCUACUUCGAGCAGCCUUACGAGGAACUGAACGUCUAUUCGAUAUUCGCGGAUAGUGCCACGCGGAUGCAUGAUAAGGGUUAUUUAUCGUGUAUCGUCGGUUGCGCUAAUGGAUCGGCGAUGACUUGCGGUAGAUAUAUCAAACCCGUUAGCCACUUCAUGUGGGUUGUAUUUUCCGCCAAAAAUGCAGCGCUAUAUUUGUCAUGGAUCGUUUACCUCACUGAAACGUUCUACGACUUAUUAAAGAAAUUGUAUGACGAUUGUUGCAACAACUGCAAUAAACCGGGAACCAGAUGUCAUGGUAAAGUAUGCGCUGCAGCGUGUGAAGUGAAGGCGACGUACACAUCAGAUGAUGCGUCUAAAGCACUAACCGGUAAACAGCACGUUGAUAACUGCAAAUCUAUCGCUAGAUGUCCUUUCGCUCGACCGACAUUGUACACGCACGGAUUCACAUUGAGAAGCAUGUCUAACAUGAGCGGCAUCAACGGUAAUCAAACGAAACGUACUUGCCAAGAUCUAUGUGAAACAUUGAAAAAGCUUCUAGAUGCAGACAAUGUCCUUUUCACACUUGUGUACAAAACUAUCCCCGAAUUUUUCUUCAAAAUUCGGGAACCCUUCAUCUGGCUCAAUGUCGCACUUUGGUCCGCCUCAUUCCUCUAUCUCGUCUAUGUGAUGGUUGGCAGACUGGAUCUACUGCACAUCAAAUCACACUUACGAUCACCGUCAUCGCACAGGAUAACGGCGCAGUCAUUGUUGGCUGCAGCGCAAGUCGGAAGGCUUGCCAAGAUAUCGUAUCUACAGCCUUAA